This is a messenger RNA of Penicillium samsonianum, 2265 nucleotides long. RefSeq lists its product as uncharacterized. Lineage: Eukaryota; Fungi; Ascomycota; Eurotiomycetes; Eurotiales; Aspergillaceae. The transcript has 6 exons. The coding region runs from base 1 to 2265 and encodes 754 amino acids. The record is from RefSeq and is a predicted model, not a curated record.
AUGACUGAGCAACGAGUUGACGGUUACCGUUUGGUGAACAUCCCCGUACAACCCACUAUUAGCGAGCCGCUUCUGGUGCCUUUAAUAACUUUUCUCAAUGCACUAAAUGUGGUAUUGAAUGAUUUCUCCCAAUUUCUCAGCAACUUCAUGUUUUAUGUUCGGCGCAGCCUCCCCAAAGUUCCAACUACAACUCACGACCGAGAGGGUUUCCAAACAUCGGCACCCCGGAUACCCCACAGUGAUAGCAGAAAUACACUGACACCCUGGGGCACUGCGACACGUCCAAUAGACGAAAAUGGCGUACGAAUCAUCCAUCCCGAAGGAACAUCCCUAAAUCCGCUGUCGUACGUACUCCUCUUUGAAUACGAGCCGCAAAGCUCUGGAGCUGUGGAACGAUUACACAGUCACAUCCUACCUGGAACCGGACCGCCAAACGCAUUUCGCGUAACCAAUAUUGCCGCGGGAUUAGGAGAUAGGAAAUUCUUCGAGGCCCUGCAGUUUCUUCACCUGUUAAAGUCAAGAUCUCUUCAAGGCAAACUACGACAACUUUUCACAAUAGACCGAUACACCGUUGAUUUAGUGAAGGUCGAGCUUGUCAAAAAUGAGCUUCAUUACAGUGCAGCUAGAGAUAGUAUGGCCCAGAUUAGGAGCAGAAAAUUGUGGACUAUGCGUCCCAAUCUCCCAGUUGGAGAAGCCCUCCUACAACAUUGCUUCACUUUCCUGGGCGCUCUUCGAGAUGAUAACACCAUAACGGAUUCUUUACCUCGACGAACUCUUCCUCUCCCAGAGUUGGAUCUUCUUACAGAAGUCCAGACAGGACCGAUUUAUGGCCUAGCACUGGUAAAACGGAAAAGUGCAGCCCGAGCGUUUGUUUGGCUUGUAAUCCUGUGCAUUGUCCUGUUACUCUUGUACAUCACCACUAAGCUCAUAUUUACCUCCUCGGUGGCUAUAUCGGAGACUGCUUAUUUCAUUACCUUGGGCUACAUCGGCUCCGUCGCUUUCGAGUGUGGUGAGCAACUUAUGUACGAUGUCGAGCAAUUGCGAAUCGACAUGGAACCACUAGUGGCACUCAUUCAAUCUGGGCGACGUGUGAAUAAUUUGGUUCAAAGUGUCCUCUCAACUCCACCUGAUUCACAACAACAUCAGAGUGGUUCACUUGCAUAUGAUACAGGCACGAAUACGAGUCAUAGUGAAAGUACCACGAUGGAUUCAUCAGCACCGCAGAGCAAUGAACCUACGUCAACCCUAAAUUAUAGGGGCACUCGACAUAGAGCGAAUGUUUCUGACAGCACUAAAGACAAUCCCAAUGAUGUGGAGGCUAGAUUCCUUGUUGUUUGCUUCCCUCACCACUCUAUGCGUGAAAUGAGGCAAACCAAAAUCACCGAAAUUCGUGACCAUGACUUAAUCAGAAGAAUCAAAAAGUCUUAUUAUGUCCUCAGACCUUUCUGGAGAAGGCUUGGGGAGCUCCGUGGGUUUGCAAACGUCCGUUUAGCUAGGUUUGAACUUAGCCACACGACAAAUGGCCUACUGGUCAGUGAUAUUGAGUGGAAAUGGCCGGGGAUAAACAAUCCGGACUGGGAGCCCGCCCACGAUGAUGCAGAAGGGCUACCUGCGGAUGGUAUUUCAAAGCUCAUGGUCCAUCUCUGGACCUCAAAGAGAAGUCACAAACACUCUAGCCGUGCUAUAAAGAACUUAGGGAUAAACAGUGCCACAUGCUCUGUUGGCAAGAAAGCCUGGCUCCCGAAGAUUGAAAUAUAUGGACCACGGACAAAGCAGACCCUGCCCGUUAGAGAAGAUCUGGAAACUGUUAGUGAUUCACACUGGAUCACCAUGUUAAGGUCGGCGAAAAUCUACUUCCCAGGAAAAGAAGUACCAGAAUCCAACAGCCCCGAGCUAGAAGAGCAUGGAAUCCGGUGGCUCCAAAGUGGGAGCAUUGAUGUCGAUUUGGGUAAAUUAGAACCUCGCUAUAUCUUCCAUAAAACUCCAAAAAGGCGUCACGAGCCACUAGGCAUUGAUCCGGAGGGGAGGAUUGCCACAGUAGGAUGGGGCAUUUGGAUUGACGAGGAUUUCUCCGUUCCUUGGUAUCUCCUGCUAUUAUCCGCUAUUCUUUCGGUAGGAAUCUUCUUGUUUGCAGUUUGGUAUACUGCUGACCACGGACCUUCGGCGAAUGGGUGGACAAUUGGGGGCUUCAUGUUCAUUCCGCUGAACUUGAUUUUUACAAUCUGGGUGUUGAAGACGAAAGACUCGAAGCAUGCACGAUCCUAA